GCCCAGAUUUAUGAAGAAGGCCCCUCCUGCAGCGGGAAAUGUCUCAAAAUCUCCUGCUAAGGGGAAAGGCACGAGCUCGAUAGCUCUGGUGUCUUCCAUUACUGAGAGGAGGAUUCCUCCUCCUCCUCCUCCUCCACCUUGGUUCAUGCCUCCUUGGGAUCAAGUAAUACAAGCUGAUCCUACAGCUCCCCCUGCCCCAGCUGCGACUGUCGGAAUACCAGUAGAUCCCCAGGAUCUAGAGAAGCUCCCGGAAGCCUUUUGGGGAAUCCUUUAUGAGAUAGCGAGCCACAUGGUGGGGCACGCCUAUAAGGCCAGCUCGAGGGACUUAAGGACUAUCGAGGAGCGGAGCCCAGAGAACGUCAUGGAGUCAGCCCUGGGGAUGAACCUUACAUCUGCCUUGGCUCAAUAUCGCAGUAUAGCCCAGGCUAGGACUAGAAAUGAUGAGCUCCAGGCUAAAAUAAACGCCGCCAAGGCUGCCCUGACAGCUGCUCAAGAAGGUGAGCAGGCCGCCAAAGCUGCCUUUGUGGCUGCUCAAAAGAGCGAGUAUGAUGCCAAGUUUUCCCUCGCCUCAUCCCAGGAAAGCAAGAAGGCUGCAAAGAUUGCCUUGGUUUCUCUCCAGGCUCAAACUGCACAACUCCAGGCCGAGGUUGAUGAAGCCAAAGCAAAACUGCUCGAGGCUGAGGCUGCAGUCAAAGAAGAGAAGGCGACCUCAUUGUCGUCCAUGGAGGAUAUGUUGUACCAUUGUUGGGCCUUUAACCAGGAUGGGAACUUUUCUUUCAUGGAUCCCGCGUUGUGGGAUCCGUACCUUAAAAAAUUCAAGGCUCAGAUUUUGCAAGAACCGUCAGAAAUAGGAGAUGCUUCUGCGGCAGGCAAGCAGGAUGGCGAGGAGGUUACAUCCUCAGAGCGACUUGGAAGAGCUCAGUGACAAUCUUU
This is a messenger RNA of Humulus lupulus (European hop), 933 nucleotides long. RefSeq lists its product as uncharacterized. Bases 11 to 925 code for a protein of 304 amino acids. The transcript is spliced from 2 exons. NCBI's taxonomy places the organism in Eukaryota, Viridiplantae, Streptophyta, Magnoliopsida, Rosales, Cannabaceae. The record is from RefSeq and is a predicted model, not a curated record.